CUCCGCAGUCCGCCGGCCCGCGGCUCCGAGCGCGCACUCUGUUCGGCGGCUGAGGACGCCGCCCGCCUGGCCGCCCCUUGCCCGCCUCGGGCGCCCGCUCGGACCUCGGGCCCGGCCCGCCGCGUCGCGCGCGGAACUCUGCCCGGGGCCCGGCCGUCGGCGGCCAGCUGAGCUCGGCCCGCUCGGGGCUCCGAGGAGGCGGUGGCCGGCCGGGAUGGGCUGCCCGGCGGCGCGGAGGGGCGCCCGGGGGCUCGGCGCGCUGCUCCUAGCGCUGGUGGCCGCGGGGAGUCCCGCGUGUGCCUACAAUCUGGACCCGCAGCGUCCCGUGCGCUUCCAGGGCCCCGCCGGCUCCUUCUUCGGCUACGCUGUGCUGGAGCACGUCCACGACAACACGCGCUGGGUCCUGGUGGGCGCACCAAAGGCAGAUUCCAAGUACAGCACUUCAGUGAAGUCCCCAGGGGCUGUGUUUAAGUGCCGAGUCCACACCAACCCCAACCGGAGAUGCACAGAACUGGACAUGGCUCGAGGGAAUAGUCGGGGCAUGCCCUGUGGAAAGACUUGCCGGGAAGACCGGGACGACGAGUGGAUGGGGGUGAGCCUGGCCCGGCAGCCCAAGGCUGAUGGCCGCGUGCUGGCCUGUGCCCACCGUUGGAAGAAUAUCUACUAUGAAACUGACCACAUCCUGCCCCACGGCUUCUGUUACAUCAUCCCGUCCAACCUGCAGGCCAAAGGCAGGACACUGAUCCCUUGCUAUGAAGAGUACAAGAAGAAGUACGGGGAGGAACACGGCUCCUGCCAGGCUGGCACUGCAGGCUUCUUCACCCAGGAGCUGGUGGUCAUGGGAGCCCCAGGGUCAUUUUAUUGGGCUGGGACUGUCAAAGUGCUGAACCUCACAGAUAACACCUAUUUCAAACUGAAUGACGAUGUGAUCAUGAACAGGCGGUACACUUACCUGGGCUAUGCAGUCACGGCCGGCCACUUCUCUCACCUGUCCACCACCGACGUGGUAGGCGGCGCCCCUCAGGACGAUGGCAUCGGGAAGGUUUAUAUUUUUCGAGCUGAUCGAAGAUCAGGCACCUUAAUUAAGAUUUUUCAGGCAUCGGGUAAAAAGAUGGGCUCUUACUUCGGCUCCUCCUUAUGUGCAGUUGACCUGAACGCCGAUGGCCUCUCUGACCUGCUUGUGGGGGCCCCCAUGUUUUCUGAGAUCAGGGAUGAGGGGCAGGUCACCGUCUACAUCAACAGAGGAAAUGGAGCCCUCGAGGAGCAGCUGGCCUUGGCCGGGGAUGGCGCCUACAACGCCCACUUUGGGGAGAGCAUCGCCAGCCUGGGCGACCUUGACGACGAUGGGUUCCCAGAUGUGGCCGUCGGCGCGCCCAAGGAGGAUGACUUCUCGGGGGCGGUCUAUAUCUACCAUGGUGACGCCGGGGGGAUAGUCCCUCAAUACUCAAUGAAACUGUCGGGGCGGAAGAUAAGUCCAGUUCUCCGGAUGUUUGGUCAGUCGAUAUCUGGAGGCAUUGAUAUGGAUGGAAAUGGCUAUCCUGAUGUCACUGUUGGAGCCUUCAUGUCUGACAGUGUGGUCCUUUUAAGGGCAAGACCCGUCAUCACGGUGGACGUCUCCAUCUCCCUGCCAGCCUCCAUCAACAUCACGGCUCCCCAGUGUCAUGACGGACAGCAGCCUGUGAACUGCCUGAACGUCACCGCCUGCUUUAGUUUCCAUGGCCAGCAUGUUCCGGGAGAAAUUGGCCUGAAUUAUAUCAUGACAGCUGAUGUGGGCAAAAAGGAGAAGGGCCAGUUGCCCAGGGUCUACUUUGUGUUGCUGGGAGAGUCCACAGGUCAGGUCACAGAGAAGCUGCAGCUGGUCCACAUGGAAGAGACGUGUCAUCACUAUGUGGCCCAUGUGAAGCGGAGAGUGCAGGACGUCAUCAGCCCCAUCGUGUUCGAAGCCGCCUACAGCCUGGGUGAGCAUGUGACCGGGCAGGAGGAGCGGGAACUGCCAGCGCUGUCACCAGUGCUCCGCUGGAAGAAGGGACAAAAGAUUGCUCAGAAGAACCAGACGGUGUUCGAAAGGAAUUGCCGUUCGGAGGACUGCGCCGCAGAUCUGCAACUUCGGGGCCACCUGCUGCUCUCCAGCAUUGAUGCGAAGACCCCAUAUCUAGCUCUGGGGGCUGUGAAGAACAUCUCCCUAAACAUCUCCAUCUCCAACCUUGGGGAUGAUGCCUAUGAUGCCAACGUGUCCUUCAACGUUUCCCGGGAGCUCUUCUUCAUCAACAUGUGGCAGAAGGAGGAAAUGGGCAUUUCCUGUGAACUACUGGAAUCAGACUUCCUCAGAUGCAGUGUGGGGUUUCCAUUCAUGAGGUCGAAGUCAAAGUAUGAAUUCAGCAUGAUCUUUGAUACAAGCCACCUGUCUGGGGAAGAAGAAGUUCUUAGCUUCAUCAUUACUGCUCAGAGUGGCAACAUGGAGCGCUCCGAAUCCCUGCAUGACAACACCCUCACGCUGACGGUGCCGCUGAUGCAUGAGGUGGACACGUCCAUCACUGGAAUCAUGUCUCCGUCAUCCUUUCUGUACGGCGAGUCUGUGGAUGCAUCCAACUUCAUUCAGCUGGAUGACCUGGAGUGUCAUUUCCAGCCCCUCAACGUCACGCUUCAGGUCUAUAACACCGGGCCAAGCACCCUUCCCAGCUCAUCUGUCAGCAUCUCUUUCCCCAGUCGACUGUCACCUGGAGGUGCAGAGAUGUUUCACAUCCAGGAGGUUGUGGUGGGCCAAGAGAAGGGGAACUGUUCUUUCCAGAAAAAUCCAACCCCCUGCAUCAUCCCUCAAGAACAAGAAAAUAUCUUCCAUACAAUAUUUGCUUUUUUCUCAAAGUCUGGAAGAAAAGUCUUGGACUGUGAAAAACCAGGAGUUUCUUGCCUAUCAAUGCACUGUAACCUUAGUGCACUGGCUAAAGAAGAAAGUCGUACUAUAGACAUUUAUAUGCUGCUGAACACAGAAAUAUUGAAGAAGGACAGUUCAUCGGUCAUCCAGUUCAUGACCCGCGCCAAGGUGAAGGUGGACUCUGCCCUCAGGGUGGUGGAGAUAGCCAGUGGGAACCCGGAAGAGAUGAUGGUGGUCUUCGAGGCCUUGCACAAUCUGGAGCCACGUGGCUAUGUCGUGGGGUGGAUCAUCGCCAUAAGUCUGCUGGUGGGAAUCCUCAUCUUCCUGCUGCUGGCUGUGCUGCUCUGGAAGAUGGGCUUCUUCCGCCGAAGGUACAAAGAGAUUAUUGAAGCUGAGAAGAACCGGAAAGAGAAUGAGGGCAGUUGGGACUGGGCCCAGAAACACCAGUGACCUGCCACACCGGCCACGCACCCGCUCCUUCGCCUGUCAUCCUCGGGCGUGUAUCUUCCAUAUUUGGAAGAAAGAAUCUUCUCCAGAUUUUUCGGAGGCCCCACUGAUGCUCUUCUCUUCCUCAUUCUGUCAAGCCCAGGUUCCAGCCUGAGGCUGCCACUUGGGCCGGGUCGCAUGACUGGAGCCACCACCAUUUCUUUCUAAAGAUGACCUCUGACCUUUGGAAAACAAGCUGCAGAGCUGAGCAAUAUUUAUGGAUGCAACAUGUGUGGUCAGCCCUCAGGGGAAAACUGUUACCGAGAAGUAUUUUUAUAAAUAUAAGCCUUUUAUACUGAUUAUGUCUUUAUAUUUGUAUCGAUGUUUUAUUAUUUCUAUUAAAUAGUUCUAUAAUUCACACAAGCACUGAUACCUGGCCUGAAAUCUUGGAAAUGUACAUUCAUAUGAAUUUAAGGGAUAAAAAUCUGAUUGUACUUUGGACCUUGCUGUUAGAAAGGACUUGCAGAUAAAAUAAUCAAAAGGAGCCUCAAGUAAUGAACCUGCCAAGCUGGCAGUGCCGCAUACAAAAUGGUGGUGGUGGCACAACCCUUCAGCAUCUCGCACCCUUACUGCCUGGAAUCCAGUUUGAAGUCAUGUGCUCAAGGUCUAUUAAGUGUUUUUCAUAUGCACCUUUCAUUGAAGAGUCAGCAGGCGUUUGGAUGGAAAAACCUGAUGCUAGCAACAGUCUGCUCUGCCUUGCUUUUAUAAGCAGGCCCCUCAGCCUCCUUCACCUGGAGGCAGGGUGAAAGCUUGGAGCAAGGCCAGGUACUCAUCUGCUAAACAGCAGAAAGGCAUCUCGUCCCGGACACCACCCCUCAACCACCCACUACACGGACUACAUCAGUGCCCACCAUGCAAAGACUAGCAUCUGGAUGCUGUGAUGUGUCACCUUCGUAUGGCAGUUUGAGUUCAAAGGUGUCCACUUCCCUAUUGCUCUUGCUGUCCCAGAUAACAGUAUAGAAGGUUCCUUCCUAGAAUGAUCAUUCAACCUGGCCUUAUUUUUUUAAAUUGUGUCUCAGUUGGGGUCCCCAAGAAGCUGUCCCUGAGACAAGGAUUUAUAUGCAAGUACCUCCUGAAGGAAGUGUCCCCAGAGGACAGCAGUAAGGGAGUGAGGGAAGUGGGACAGGGAAGGUGGGGAAGCUGGGAAGGGUGCCAGGCCAGGCCAGGGCCACAGAGGGCGGAGGCUCCCUGCAGGGGAGCCCUGGAGAACAGGUUAUGUGUCAGAGUCGUCCCAACCUGAGGCAAGGCAGCUAAGCUUUUGAAUUCUUGCGCCCAGGGGAGGUGUAAACUUUCGGCUCUCGUUCCUACCAGCAACAUGGCUCCAGGAGCUCAGGGGCAGUCUUCUGAAGGGUAGCAGCAGGUGCACCCCAGCCUGGCAUGUGUGCUGAAAUUAUGCAGAGGGGCCUGGCACAGCCCAGACACCCUCCCUAGCCCUGCAGGUGUGAAGGCUGAGUUUGGCCUUCAGACCCCAGUGCUCCAUUUAUCAGCGUUGGCUGUCACAUGCACUGUGUUGCCCCAUUUUGAGUGCAAUGUGACUUUCUACACACGUGGGCCAUGAGAGGACAGACUGGCCCAAGGUGGAUACUAAAUGACUGUUAGCAGCUAGCCUGCUCCCCCUGCUGGAGAACAUCAGAUAAGAGGGUAACAGAGGCCUUAAUGGCUCAUCACAGCUUGCUCAAGUCCCAGAUGCAUACAGGUGGCAUCAAAUGGGAAUGGCACAGGAAACAAGAUAAAGGAUCCUUCUGAUAGGGCCUCAUUUAUUGGAAGCCAACGUGUUGGGGAUCUGUGAACAUUGUUGAAAAGACACAGAACUCACCUUCAGGGGAGACCAGCUUUCUGUGUCCAUACUUGGCUGAUAAUUGCAAACAGAGCUGGGUUUUGGCAGAAUUACGAGGGUGCAGGGCAGCUGUGAACCUGGCAUGGAACACAUGUGUCUUUUCAUUUUGAAUUGUGUAGUUGAUGAUGAGGAAGAUAAUGUGUUGUGCAUCCCUGGCUGGUGAAUAUGGGAAUAGACAAAAAGAGCUAGAGGGUCAAGGGCAUGAACUAGGCUGAUCUUAGAGUGCUGGCAAGGAUGUUGCUUCUGUAGGAGGCAUGGAGGCCCAGAGGUAACUACAGGGCAGAUGUGGGCAAAGAAACCAAUUCCCUCUUGGAGUUUGCGUGUGAGUUCUAGCAAAAGCAAUCAAAGCAGUCUUGGUGGAUUCUAGUCACUCAUUAAAGGAUAUUUGCGGAGCCUCUCUGGGUACCAGGCACUGUGCUGGGGAACCAGAGGACACACAGGCACACUUUGCCUGGGAGGCAGACCUACCUACAGGGGAGCAUAGAAUGUGGGUUCCUUUAACAGACCCAUUUGUAGCUUUCCUUCAAUGGUCUCUUGUCCAUCAUGCCAUGUUAUCCUUCAAUCAUUUAAGAUUCUUAGGUGAUAGGCCUGGGACAGCUCCAUCAGCAGCUUUGGACAAAUGCAUUUAUAGCCACUAAUCAGCCUCCUGAAAGGGGUACAGACACAUCAGUGGCAGUGGGAAAGGCCCAAGUUUCUGCCAGCCAGAGAGAAAACCUCGUUUUGAAAAGGGCAGGCUCCCAUGGGCAGCCUCGGAACCAGGGUUCAUGGGCCUCUUGUUGACUGUAUGGUAGAUGCAGGUGAUCACUAAGAUGUCAGAUGGCAGGUCUUUAGGAAAAUCACCUGGUGAUUGGCCAACAGGAGCAAAUAUUGGCAGCUGCUCCAGGAAGGAGGGUCUGGAGAGAGAUGGUGCCUCUGCUUGUCUGAUCAUGCCAGCAGCAGGUGGCGUUAUGGGGACCAGGGAAUCAACCCUUUAACACAGGAAGAGACAGAGGUCACUCAUGUUGUCAGCACACUCUCAGCUUGUGCAUGUCACCAGCUGCAGCCCAGUUCAGAGGCCCUCUGUGGGCUCUCAGGGGAAGUAAAUGUGGUGAGUUAGUGUGUCUAUGUUGCUUCUCCAGAAUAUUCCUUUAAAAUACCACAGUGCCUUUCCAUGUCUGUCCUUUCCCUUCUAUGGGUUCACUGUGGAAUCCUGUGAGGCAUCCUCUUGCACAUUAAUUCAGUCUGCUUCCAUGUUUGGUUGCAUAUUCACUAUGGUUUUAUCCAGCUGUAGGAAGGACUGAGAUGUUUUUUAAAUAUGGAAAAGGACCUUUGUAGAAAUUGAGUAAAAUAAUGCCCCUUUUCAAAAAUGACUUGCUUGCUCUCUAUUUACAUGGGACACCCCCAAAGUGAACCUUAGACCUAACACAAAAAAGAGGCCACAAAAUUUAGGAACAAGGAGACACAGAAAUGAGUUCAUCCAUUUUCUUGUGGUGACUGACGGGCACAUAUCUGGGGUCACUAAGGGGAUUUCUCAGUUCUUCAGGAAAAUUCCAUCAGCAUCAAGAGUAUUCAGAAGCUUGGUAAACAUUGUAGAAAAUCCAGUAGAAAGCCCUUCACCAAAUCAUGCAAAGCCUGCUUUCCUGUAGCCAGAGGCAAGGAGGUUAAAAACAGAAAGCUAGCAGGUCUCCUGGGAGCAUGUGGGACCCGUUUUCAGUGUGGAAGUGUAUGAGGUCCCCAAGUGAUAUGCCUGCUGUAUGCUGCAUGUUAGACUAGCAAAGUGGUUCUUAAAGGUUAUUCUACUGUUGUUUGGGAUAAAGCAUUAUGGCCAGGUAAAUGCACAGGUAACAUAUGAAACACAUCCAGUGAAAUCUACAUACAUCUGAUACAAACUCCAAAUUUAGAGGGAUUGUGAAGCAUUUUUAUUUAAUGGAAAUGGCCCUUUACCAGAUGAAAGAUAGAAAAUGAGUGUCAUUUUGGAAAUGCUCCAAUAUCCAGGGAUUUAGCUGAUGUUCUGUCUGCUGUACAAAGCAAUAAUAUACAUGUGGGGAAUAUUUUCUGAAAAAGGAUGGUGGAAGGGGGGUGCUACAGGGCCAAGUCGGGCCAAAAUGAGCCUUCUAGAAUAUCCUCUGAUGUUCAGCACAUUGUGGGGAUGAUGAACAAGUCUCCCAUGAGUGCAAUGCUUUAUAGCACAAUGCUCUAGAGUUCAGACUUUGUUAAGGUUUUUUUAAAUUUCUGAUGUGCACGGUGUGACUGGCAGAAUGAGUUUAAAAGCUUUAAGAGCAAUUAAUUGCAUGGCAGGCACCCACGCUCACUUCACUUCCAGAACUUGACUGAUGCAUCCAUGUACAUUUCCGUUGAAGAAUUUUGGUGGAGGGGGUGUUCCUCCUCACAAAGUCACAUGUAUUAAAGUAUAUGCAGUCACUUCUAAUUCACUUGCACUGUUUGGGAAAUGCAGGUUUACAAAAAUACAUGUAUGGAAUAAAAAGUGGCUGCAAAUGA
This is a messenger RNA of Manis pentadactyla (Chinese pangolin), 7673 nucleotides long. It is a transcript of the gene ITGA9, whose product is annotated as integrin subunit alpha 9. The record is from RefSeq and is a predicted model, not a curated record. Gene Ontology annotation, biological process: cell adhesion mediated by integrin; integrin-mediated signaling pathway; cell-matrix adhesion. The transcript is spliced from 28 exons. Gene Ontology annotation, cellular component: integrin complex; external side of plasma membrane. Gene Ontology annotation, molecular function: integrin binding. Bases 215 to 3322 code for a protein of 1035 amino acids. Lineage: Eukaryota; Metazoa; Chordata; Mammalia; Pholidota; Manidae.